This is a messenger RNA of Dicrocoelium dendriticum, 390 nucleotides long. Lineage: Eukaryota; Metazoa; Platyhelminthes; Trematoda; Plagiorchiida; Dicrocoeliidae. The record is from the annotation of a GenBank genome assembly.
AUGUUCGCAUGCAGUGCAUAUGGUCUGGUCUGCCUCCCCCUCUACGACACUUUGGGCACGGAGGCCAUGGAACACAUCUGUCGCCAAGCACCCCCUGUUGCCGUGGUAUGUGAAACUUUACAAUUGGCUACGAAUAUCAUCAAGUGGACUCAUGGCAGUGUGUCACACAUCUUCCUCAUUAACCACGAUAGUUCUCUGCACCAGUUUCGCCAAACGCAUGGCUCUUCGACCAGCAUACUUACCUUCGAUGAACUGAUGGUGAUAGGUAGGAAUCAUAUGAAGCCGGUAGAGCCCUCUGUCAAAUCUCAGGCUCUUAUUUGGACAGCUAUGUCCAUAUGUAAGAAGCACUUCUUCUGCGUUGUUUGUGUGCAUAUGACACUCUUUUUCUAA